Gordionus sp. m RMFG-2023 is the source of this 7907-nucleotide messenger RNA. RefSeq lists its product as uncharacterized. Gene Ontology annotation, biological process: positive regulation of GTPase activity; Ras protein signal transduction. The record is from RefSeq and is a predicted model, not a curated record. Bases 157 to 7098 code for a protein of 2313 amino acids. Gene Ontology annotation, molecular function: protein binding; guanyl-nucleotide exchange factor activity. The transcript has 32 exons. Gene Ontology annotation, cellular component: plasma membrane; apical plasma membrane. NCBI's taxonomy places the organism in Eukaryota, Metazoa, Nematomorpha, Gordioida, Chordodea, Parachordodidae.
UAUUCGCAAAAUAGUUGAAUUUUAUCAUUUAGAUUGUAAUUUCUUAAUCAUGGAUAACUACAACCUCUUCUGAUGCCAUCAUAUAAAAUAUUUAUAAAAGAAAUAGUUUGAAUUCUCUUUGUGGACGAUGAUUCUUUAUGGUUAACUUUGGUUAUUAUGUCACAAACAGCAUCAGCUAAAUUUCAAUUUAUUAAUGCUAUCAAUAAAAAUCCACCUGAUAGAUUAAAAAAGGAUAUCGAAAUUAUUUAUUCACAUUUGAAACUUUCUGGAAUAUUCGAUAAAACUCUGGUAGAUCCGAGCGUUCAAGAUGUUUGCAAAAAUGCCUUCUACGAAAAACACGGAGCCAACGAUAUACUCUAUUGUCGAGGAGAAUACAAUAAUUGCUGGUACAUUCUUUUAUCCGGGAGCGUUUUCAUAGAUGGGCUCAAACUAUCCCCGAACAAUAGUUUUGGCAAAAGAAUCCUGGGCUCCAACAAAAGGACUAACGAAUGCGUCGUUUUAGAAGAUUCUGAAUUAUUACUAAUUAAAUACGAAGAUAACUCCAAAUUUAGCUACCCGCCCCAUCGCUCGAUGAACAGCAGUGCAUUACCGAGCGAUAAUUUUUCUUUCAAUUCAUUGGGGCGUCGCAGAUGCAUAACCCGCCAUUCCACCAGUGACUCUAUCAAGAAAAAUUUGAAUUCUACUAGAGACGAUAUCCUACUGAACCUCCGCGAUCUACUAACAGACGAAACGCAUUCAAAUAACUUUUUAUCGGACACUCGAACAGAUUUAUCGUUAGAUCUCAACGGUUUCAUGUCAAUGAAUCAGUCCAACAGAGACUUAUCAGAACUGGAUUGCGUCGACAAUUAUCAAUCUAACUCUUCAUUUUUGCACUCUUUCCAAACAGCGAAUAAAAACAAUUUUGACCUUGUAGGUCAGGUGCUUAUGGAUGAUAAAACCUACGAUGAGCCCUUUAUAGAAAAUUCCAAUUUUUCCGAUGUCAUUAAAAAUACAACUCAAAACGAUUCAGUUUACAAUACCUUUUCGCCUCUCAAACUAGCCCUUAGGAAUUGCUUAGAAACCCAUAAAACACUUAGAAGCGCAGAAGAACUCGAACUAAUUUCUCAUUGUUUGCUAUUCCCUUCGUUGAAUUACGAUACGAAUUACCACGAAUCUAAUUUCCCUCCUCCAGACGUAAUGCCUAUAGCCCUAGCUCUUAAAAGGGCUUAUUUUAGACAAAUUUACCCACGAAUCAAACACUCUCAAUUCGAUAAAAUGGACAUAAUUAAAAGGGAUUACCAAAAAUUUGUGGAAUCAGUGUGCAGAGAGGCUAUUUUAGCCGAAGUACCUAAUAUUAAUACCGUAGUAUUGAGCUGUGGAGAACAAUUGGAUAGUUGGUGCCUGAUUUUUAAUGGCAACAUAGAAAUUGAGUAUAUAGACGAUCAAAACGUAUCUCAACACCUGAUGCUCAAGCCUGGCGAUUAUUUCGGCGUGCGUCCAAAUCUUACUUACCAAUAUUUUAAGGCUUCCAUGCACACCCUUACCCCUCUUUGUUCCUUCAUUUGUAUAGGUCAGAACGAUUAUUACAAAAUAAUUAGAGAAUUCGAACUAGUAGAUCGCGAUGAUCAAGAAGGAGAUGCUUAUAUCGAAAAUAUUAAUAACAAUAUUAAUUCCAUUCAUAAUGAUGACAACUUUAAAGCAUUUUGCGAUUCGAUAGAUAUAGAUCUUUUCCAGAAUGCCACAGUCAGCCCUGACACCAUGGAUUAUGAUCGUUUCAUAGGAGAGAUCGAAGAUACGGAUGCGCACAGUUUUUUGGAUGAAAGUUGGGACGAUGCUGACGUUUUUUCCAACAACUCCGAAAAUAAGCACAGCCAAGCAACGAACCAAUUCCAUCAUCAUCAACUAAGCAAUUAUUUUGGAGAAGAUUUUGAUCGUUCCCUGUCUAAUGCCUCCAACGAUGGGGGACUCGCUAUACCUAUCGACGACGACACCCUCUGCCACGAUAAGAAGAGCUACCAAAAGGAGGAGAAUACUCCACUGACCUCCUGCAAUCACAUUAAUAAGGGUACUGUAUCUGAAUUGCUCGAUCUUUUGAUAGUCGAGCAGAAUGCUGCCGGCAAAAAUAGUUCUUCCUACAUCAAUAAUUCGUCGCACACAAGUUACAUCGAAAAUUUCUUGUUGACUUAUCGCAUUUUCAUUCGGUCUCCGCUCGUUUUGACAACUAGGCUUGAGGAAUGGUUCGUAAAUUUCCCCGAACACAGAGAAAAAGCGAGCAGAAUUCUACUCUUAUGGGUCAACAACCAUUUUAGCGAUUUUGAAAAGAUUCCUAAAAUGAUGGAAUUUUUAGAAAAUUUCGAAUCCUUAUUAGAGAAACAAAAAAUGCAUGGACAAUUAACGCUGCUAAACAUGGCAUGUUUUUCCAAGGCCAAAAAUAGAGUCGUAGUAUUGAACAGAUCCUUGAGGGACGACAUUCUCCAUUUUUCCAUUUUGGGUGGAUGGGAAAGAAAUUCUCCUAUCUUCAUAUCUAAGGUAGAAAAAUUUUCUAGAGCUCACGAAAUGGGACUCAAGAGAGGCGACCAAGUAUUGGAAGUUAACGGACAAAAUUUUGAGCACAUAUCCCACACUCACGCUUUAGAUAUAUUUCGGAAUAGCACUCACUUGUCUAUCACCGUAAAAUCAAAUAUUUUAGGCUUCAAGCAAUUCUUAGACACUUCGGCAUCUUCGGGUUCUCCACAUAGGUCCAUUCCAAUUACUCAUACCCACACUCAACAAAUCUUUAAAGUGAAACCACAAUCUCUUUCUAGCGAUAAUUCGAUCGUCCAAAAAUUUUCGAACAACUCCCUCUUCAAUAAAACAAUAUCGUCAAAUUCAUUGGGUGGACCCAAAUUUUUGCUCGCAUCCAUGUGGAAGGAUAAGAAAUGCAAGUUCAAAAGGGUUUUGUUGAAUCAAACUACCUCUAAUAACAAAGCUAAUGCGAAUAUUGUUCUUGGAAAUGAUACCAACAACUUAGUAGAAAACAGAAAUACUAUCAGCGUUUCCCACAAAGUUAGAAGAAAGUCUGUGGCUUCGGUUAGCGAAGAUAUAGUGGAUUGCUCUAGCUCUUCCCCAUCCAUCAGUUCUAAUUCCAAUCAUUCCUCUCAUCACCAUCUAACGCACGAAGCUAACAAGAUUACUGAAAAUUUAAAAAAAGUCUUGCAUCUUUCCUCCAAAAACUCUUCACCUAAAGAUAGUUCUAAUAUUUUUCGUUAUUCCUUGUCUUCUUCUCAUAAUUCCUCGUGCCCCGACGAUUACGAUUGCAAAAAAGACCAGCAAUCCGACAUCUUGACUCUCGAAAAUUGUGAUAGUUACAAAGAUCGCCCAAAGAUUUUUAUAAAAAAUUCCCCACAAAAAAAUGACGAAUUAAGCCGCCAAUCAUUAUCCUCAAACGCGAAUAGUAUAAAUCUGAGAACGAAUUCUUCUUACGGGAUUGAUGCCUCAGCUUACCCGGAACACGUCAUAAAAGUUUACAGGAGUCCCAAAGAUCAGGCUUACAAAUUCUUAUUGAUUCACAAAGAAACGACAGCUAAAGAAGUCAUUAUGCUAUCUCUCAGAGAAUUCGGGGUUACAGAUCCUAGCAGUCACUACUCGUUAUUCGAAGUUUCUGUUCAGAACGGUGGAGUAUUGAAAAGGAAAAGACUCCCAGAACAACUCAAUAAUUUAGCCGAUCGAAUAGGAUUAAAUGCUAGAUACUACAUCAAGAAAAAUUUUACUUCUAUCUCAGCCCAAAGUCAACCAAUAACUUCCACUAUUAACGGCCAUCUAAAUUUUAGUUCUAGCAACGCCCCCUAUGAUCAAAGCGUAACCAAUAACGAAAUCAACGCAUUUAAAGAGGAUCAGCAAAAGAAUGAUUGCAAUUCCAGCGAUAAAGCUCUUGCUUCCGAGCUUUUAACCGAAUCCGGGUUAACCAUUAAAAAUGCCGGGACACCUCAGGAAACCAUCAGGGUCAGCUUGCUAACUCUCAAAUGUUUUGAAUUGGCCGUCCAAUUAACUCUAAGAGAUUUCGAUAGCUUCCGAAAAAUCGAGGCCGCCGAAUACAUCAAUGAUCUCUUCGGUUUAAAUCGGCGAUAUCUCAAUGAUUCAAGCCAUAGCAAUAAGACCAACAUUACCAAAAAUGCAGCCCAAAAUUCUGAAAUAACGAAUAAGGAAAUGAAUCAUUUUAGCGAUUGUAGUAGCGGUAGAAUAGACAUAUCUAACAAACCUCUUUUUGAAGACAUGGAUGAUGACAUCAUUGGGACUGUUGGUUCAUUUUACAGUACCGAGAACCUGAAUCAAUUUGAAAAAUCUAUUGACAAAGAAAUGUUUUGGGUCAUCAACGAGGUUGUCUCCGAGACCAAAAGCUUGGUUAAACGUUAUAAGAAAGUCAAAUUUUUUCUAAAGCUAGCUCAUCACUGCAAAGCCCUCAAUAAUUUUAAUUCCGCUUUCUCCAUUUGUUCCGGCCUUUGUCACAGCACCGUGUCGCGACUUGAAGCUACUUGGUCCCGUGUACCGGCUAAAUAUAAAUGUAUGCUAGAAGACCUCAAAUCGCUUAUGGAUCCUAGUCGGAAUAUGGUUAAUUACAGGACAUCCUUAAAAUCCGUCAUUCAUUCCCCUCCCAUUAUACCUUUCUUUCCUCUCUUCAAAAAGGAUCUAACCUUCAUUCAUUUAGGCAACCCUACAUACUUACCACCCAGUUCGGUUAAUGCUGAAGUUCUCGAUCGUAUGACCUCGGAAACAAACUUAACGGACAACGAUAACAACACUAUCAACAUCGAUAUUGAACCAAUCGUGAACUUUGACAAAAUGCGAAUGUUAUCCAAAGAGAUCGCUAUCUUAGUUGAUAUGUGUUCAGUUCCUUUCGAUUUCCGACAGGCAUUAGACACGUACGGAGCCCAUUCGUUGGCAACCAAUUCUAGCAUGACUCUUAAUUGGUCCUCGUUCCCUCCUUUCUCCUCUUUUUCCACCUUUACCAAUUCCGCCAAUUGCGAAGAAUCCUUAAAAAACACCUCCAACUUUCAUCAUAAUAAUUCUUUUUUUGGCGAUACAUUUGAUAACAAUGGAGUGCUAAAUAGUGGCGAACUUGCUGGUAGCAAAGGUGGCAUUAAUAUCAACAAGCAAUUUGCUGGAGCUCUCAGCAGUCUUAAAAGGUGGAAAGAGGGCUACGGCAUUAAAAUUGCAUCGGAGAGAAAAAAUCACUCCAGCUCCAGUGACGUAUUCUCUUCCAUUCCACCAAUAACUUCAAUCUCAUCUAAAAUGGUCAGGAGAAAAAGCCGAAAAGACAGAACAUCCGCGUCCUCCUUAGAAACCUUAAAUUUUAAUUCAAAUAACGUUAAUGCCUAUAUGGAAACACCCAAAAUUAAUGAUAAUGAAUCCAUUCUAGAUCAAGAGAUCAAACUCAACGAAUUCUACACUAAUUCUUGGCGUCCCGCUCUUGUACAACAACCUCCGCCUCCCAACCCUCGCAAAAUGUGGGAGAACGCGAGGAGAGUCAGGAGAACCAGGGCCUACCUAGUUUCCGCGUUGGAUUCUCAUUUAGAUAAAGAGAGUGCCACUUCAGGUAUGAAUGGAAUAAUCGAUGAAAGCGCUUUAGCACGUUUAUCUCAACAGUGCGAGCCUUCUAACAACACAAAUACCGCUUUGGAGGAGUCCAAUGUUAGCACAAGAUCUAGGGCUAGAAGGCUUAGAUCACGUAACUUAUCUGCUGGGGAUGGAUCCAAUUCUGGCCAGCCCACAUCUACAGAUGGGACUGUCGGAUUCUUGAAUAAAAGAGAAAGGGCCUUGAAAAAUGUCGAAAAUAGGAGCGCCGUAGGAUUUAACAAGCUCAACCCAACGGGAUUUUUAUCCCACUUUGCGGUGACGAGAAUGACACCUUCCAUUCUAACUAAUAAAAACCGUCAAAAUAAAGCGGGUUGUACCAAUAAUAACAGUAUUCAAAAUAUGAAUCCCCCUACAAUUAAUAGAACUAGCACCAUGAUGCCUACCAAUUACAAAACUACCAAUAAACCAAAAUGUCAAAAUUAUUCUCCCAGCAAAAGCCGGAAUCAUAUGUUUGGUUCCAACAGUCCACAAUCCAUGCAAAAAUUGCUUUCCCUAUCCCAAUCAACUAAAUACAAAACAACUACUCUAAAAGUUAACCCUCCCAAUUCUAUUCCCCCCAAUAAUCAUCCACCUCUUUCCUUGUACAAGCGUCCCAUAACGACUCAUCAUGGUUGCAUCAAUGCAAACCACUCUUAUCAUAAUAGAAGCUUCAGUACCGAUAAUGGCAACAAUCAUUUCAACAAUUGUAAUAAUUACUAUGCUCCAAAAUAUAAUUUGGUAGAUUCCUCCAACUUCAAUCCCACCAACUCUUUUAUUGAUUUGGAUAAUUCGAAUAAUUUGGUCGUCAACUUUGAUGCUAUCAAAAUAAAACAAUCUUCUGUUCAACCAUCUUAUCCCACUUUGCGAGGCAAUAUCAAAGAAGAUAAAACAAAUGAUGAUACAGAUGUUUUUAAGAAUGGAGGCGAAUUUGUGCUUCGUCACGAUUUGGAUGGUUUGUCGAAUAAUCUUGUUGAUAGUGAGACGGGGACCAUUGGAGAUGACACCGAAUCUAAUUUGUCGCGCACCAGUCAUUUAUACUCCUCUCACGAUUCACAUUCCAGUUCUAGUCGAAUAUUUAGGAGCGUCGAUUCCGGCAAGGGAAGUAGUGAAUUGUCAUUCUACUUCAACGGAACAACUAAUAACCCCACGAACCUAUCUUCCAAAAUUCACCCUAAAAAAUGCAAUCUCAAUAUUUGCGACGCUACAAGUAAUUUUCGUAAAAACGCUUCUUACCACCACAACCGUAACUUAAAUUCUUCCCAAUCCUUUUUUUCCUCGCAAUGUGCAACCAGCUCGGGUUUCAGUAUGGAUGACACGGCCAAUUUAAAAUGUUUAAGUCAUGUGUUUAAAAAUGAAACAGAGGACGAAGGGUCAUUGAAUAGGAGAAGUUAUUCGCCUGAUACAGCCUCUUUUUCAAAUCAUUCGCCACAGAAUCGACCUCUCUCAUCUCCGAACAAUAAAUCACAGCUUUUCGAUUCUUACAACGACGAAUCCGAUUUGUUACCCAAUACCCUCAAGCGAAAAUAAUUUACUACAUUAAAAAUAUUUUUUGCUAGUUUACCUAUUACGAAUCGCAGAGAGAUAAGAAGCUACACUUCCUUCGAUUCUUAAAAUUUUAUAUAGCUCCCCCCUCCCCAAUUCUUUGACUCGCGGUAUUUGAAUUUUAUUUAAAUUAUUUGUUUGUUGAGAAAAAUAGUCUAGAUAUUAUCACUCCCUACAAAGUAUUAUUUUAAAAACAAAAUAUGAAAUUAUUGAUUAUAAUAUGCCUAUAUAAACGCGUCUAAUGUGAUUUUUUUUUAAAAAGUAAUUUUUAGACCAGAACCAAUUUUUGUUAUAUUUUUAUAAAUCUACUAUUUUGGCUUAAGAUCGCUUUAAUUUUAGGUACUCACAUUUAUAUAUAUUUUUUAAAAGUUGUCAAUCAAUGACGUUUUUCUAGAAGGAGAACGCGUGCUAAACGCACCGAUAUUUAAUCAGAAGUUUGCCUGAAAUAUUUCUAUUUGGGCAAAACGUUACUUUGUGGAGCACAUUAUUAAACCAAAAAAGACUUCGGUUUCCCUAUCAUAAAUGCAUUUCUUUAGAAAUAUUCAUUCAAUUCAAAACGUAUUAUUUUAUUUGAAUAAUAAUGUAAACAUCUUAUUUAUUUUAUCUUGUUUAAACCUUAAAAUUUUAUAUUGAUAAAUUAUAUAAAACUCAUCUUCAUAAUGUAAAAUUAUUCUAAUUUUUGUGUACAUAAUAUUCCCUUACAAAUCAUACCUUUUUUUUUUAAAAAAAAGGAAAAAAAUAUAUUGGACGGGUCAUAAAUUUAUUUAAAAUCGUUUUCUUAUUAUAUCGUUACA